Molecule: messenger RNA, 2847 nt
Organism: Lipotes vexillifer (Yangtze River dolphin)
Lineage: Eukaryota; Metazoa; Chordata; Mammalia; Artiodactyla; Lipotidae
Gene: CTDP1
Product: CTD phosphatase subunit 1
Exons: 13
Coding region: 1-2847 (948 amino acids)
Cellular component (GO): nucleus
Molecular function (GO): RNA polymerase II CTD heptapeptide repeat phosphatase activity
Source: RefSeq, a predicted model, not a curated record
AUGGAGGCACCGCCCAGCGGCCGCGUUCCCGCCGAGGGCGCCCAGCCGCCGGCCGUGGCCGAGGUGCGCUGCCCCGGCCCCGGACCGCUGCGCCUGCUCGAGUGGAGGGUGGCGGCUGGCGCGGCCGUACGCAUCGGCUCUGUGCUGGCCGUGUGCGAGGCCGCCGCCUCCGCGCAGCCCACCGGGCCCGCCCCUACCCGCGCCGGCUCCGGGGGCUGCGUGCGCACGGAGCGCAGGCUGAGGUCGGAGCGCGCGGGCGUGGUGCGGGAGCUGUGCGCGCAGCCCGGCCAGGUGGUGGCUCCCGGGGCGGUUCUGGUGCGAUUAGAAGGAUGUAGCCACCCCGUCGUCAUGAAAGGCCUGUGCGCCGAGUGUGGCCAAGACCUGACCCAGCUGCAGAGUAAGAAUGGGAGGCCGCAGGUGCCGCUGUCCACGGCCACCGUGUCGAUGGUGCACAGCGUCCCCGAGCUAAUGGUGAGCUCCGAGCAAGCCGAAGAGCUGGGAAGGGAGGACCAGCAGCGACUGCAUCGCAGCAGGAAGCUAGUGCUCAUGGUGGACCUGGACCAGACCCUGAUCCACACGACGGAGCAGCACUGCCCGCAGAUGUCCAACAAGGGCAUAUUCCACUUCCAGCUGGGCCGGGGCGAGCCGAUGCUGCACACCCGUCUGCGUCCGCACUGCAGGGGGUUCCUGGAGAAGACCGCCAAGCUGUACGAGCUUCACGUCUUCACGUUCGGCAGCCGGCUGUACGCGCACACGAUCGCAGGCUUCUUAGAUCCUGAGAAGAAGCUUUUUUCACAUCGAAUAUUAUCAAGGGACGAAUGUAUUGACCCGUUUUCCAAAACGGGGAACCUUAGAAAUCUUUUUCCUUGUGGAGACUCCAUGGUGUGCAUCAUCGAUGACCGAGAAGACGUGUGGAAGUUUGCCCCCAACCUGAUAACUGUGAAGAAAUACGUGUACUUCCAGGGCAUAGGUGACAUCAACGCCCCGUCCGGGUCCCGGGAGCCCCAGGCGAGGAGAGUCAGCCCUUCUCCCAAAGGUGCCGACGCCACGGAGCGGCCUCCGUCCGGCAAGGAUCCCGAGGAAGGAAGGCAGGUGUCUGGGGUCGAGCAGAGCAACGGCCUCGGGAAGCCCACGCGGGAGCUCAACGGGGGCGCAGGCCCUCGGGGGGGCUGGCCCUGUGCUGGGCAGGAGGAGGAGAGGGGCGCCCGGCCCGCCGCCUGCGCCCCCUCCGCUGACGGCCGGGGGCCCCUGGCGGGCACCCAGCAGCACGGGCGGACACCGCCGGGGAAGAGGCCCGUGCUGGGCCCGGUGGGCCCUGACCCGGACCCAGAUGUCCCCAGCGACAGCGGCAGCAACAGCGAGUCCGAGGGCCGGCCGUCCCCCGGCCCCUCUGAUGGGGAGAGUGCAGAGCAGAGGACCCGGAGAAAGCCUGCGGCCACCCGCCAUGCUGGGGACACCGCGGCCCAGGGCGGCGCCCCGGGCGCCAGUCCGUGCCUGGAGCCCGGGCCCGGCGUCCAGGCUGCCGUGCAGGGGGAGGGCGAGCGGGACGGCCUCUGCGGGCUGGGCGGCGGCUGUGCCGACAGGAGGGAGGCCGAGACGGAGUCCCAGAACAGCGAGCAGUCAGGCAUCACGGUGGGCGAGUCCCUGGACCAGAGCGCGGAGGAGGAGGAGGAGGAGGACGCCGACGCCGACGACCACCUGGUCCACCUGGAGGAGGUCCUCGCCCGCGUGCACGCUGCCUACUACGCCAGGUACGACCGCUUUCUCCGCGGGGAGGCCCAGGACGCCCCCGACAUCCGGAAGAUUGUCCCCGAGCUGCGCGGCAGGGUGCUGGCCGACGUCGCAAUCAUCUUCAGCGGGCUGCACCCCACGAACUUCCCCGUCGAGAAGACGCGGGAGCACUACCACGCCACAGCCCUGGGCGCCAGGAUCCUCACCCAGCUGGUGCUGGAGCCCGGCAGCCCCGACCGGGCCACCCACCUGAUCGCCGCGCGGGCCGGCACGGAGAAGGUGCGCCAGGCCCAGGAUUCCGGGCAGCUGCACGUGGUCAACCCCGACUGGCUGUGGAGCUGCCUGGAGCGCUGGGACAAGGUGGAGGAGCGGCUGUUCCCGCUACGUGGUGACCCGGCCAAAUCCCAGAGGGAGGACAGCCCGGCCGCCUUUCCCGACAGGCAGGGCCUGCUUCCAACCACUCUGUUGCAUCCAACACCUGUGCAUGCCAAGGCCCCCCCUGGCCCUGAAGUUCGGAUCUACGACGCCAGCACGGGCAAGCUCCUCCGCAGGGGCGCUGCGGGCCCCGGGCCCCCCGGCUCCCUGCCUGUGCAUGCGGAGCUCUCCUUCAGGUGCGCGCGCCCUGCACGCGAAGGUAUGUUUGGUGAAGACUUGCCAGCUAAUCAAGAUGGAGAGCAGCCUGGUCCUUCUAGAAGGAAGCGGCAGCCCAGCAUGUCGGAGACCAUGCCACUGUACACGCUGUGUAAGGAGGACUUAGAGAGUAUGGAUAAAGAGGUGGAUGACAUCCUGGGAGAGGGCAGCGAUGACAGUGACAGCGAGAAGAAGCCAGGAGAUCCGCAGCACCGGCACCGGGGACCGAGGCCCGGGCAGCCCGAGGCCCUGGGCGCCCCACGGCGGCCCACGCUCAGGUCAGCGCCACCCACUGAGAGGAAUGCAGCAGACGGCUGGGGGCCCAGGAGAGGAGCGGGGCUCAGGGGCCACAAGAGGAAGCUGAACGAAGAGGACGCAGCCAGCGAGUCCAGCGGAGCGUCCAGCUGUGAGGACGAGGAGGGGGGCAGCUCAGAGGCGGACGAGAUGGCGGCCGCGCUGGAGGCCGAGCUUGGCGACCUCAUGUGA